Hymenoscyphus albidus is the source of this 849-nucleotide messenger RNA. The record is from the annotation of a GenBank genome assembly. NCBI's taxonomy places the organism in Eukaryota, Fungi, Ascomycota, Leotiomycetes, Helotiales, Helotiaceae.
AUGGCGUCAAGUACGGUACCAGCCGCCAAUGACUUUCAACCUGGAUCUAGAGGAUCUGGGAACCAACCUUCGUCCCUCCGCGAUCUCGAAAGCGGCCUUCACAGCCCUGCCGCAGCCACAAAGACUGAGUAUCUCACGCAUAUCCCUGAGGAUUACAUGGUAGCCAUCGAAAGAGCUCUCGGUAGGACUUGUUGCUGGUUGCAUUUCACGGUAGCUGACAUGGUAUCAGGUGGACCGCCUCACUCGGAACACAGUUUGAUUCAACACUUCUGGCCUGCUUUCGGUCUCAAGGAGGGUAUCUACAAGCAAGUCACCAAGUACCGUUACUUCGCGCAAUACAAGUUCUACCUUGUCUCCGUGCUGUACAACCUCUGUCUCAUUGCGCAACUCGUUCUCGGCGCGGCUCUGACCUCUCUCUCUGCUGCUGCCAGCACCAAAAAUGGAAUCGCCAUCACGAUUAUUGCAGCUGCGAACACGGUAAAUGCUGGAGUUCUCGCGUUGCUUCAUGGUAGUGGAUUACCUGCUCGGUUGAGGAGUGAUAUGACAGAAUACGAGAAGGUUGCCACGUGGAUGGAGGAAGUGAUGCGUGGCGGUGUGGCUUUGGGAGUGGUGAUGACUGGUACGCCUGGGGACAAUGAGGUAACUGUUCGGGAUCGUGUCGUUGGAGAGGCGACGAAGAGGUUCUUGAAAGCUAGAGGGACGGUGGAGAAGAACAAGCCGAGUGCUUAUAGUGGCCACAGUUCUCAACAUACCUCGCCUGGUUCACACGCUCCUACAACACACCCUACCGGUACUGGUGCGGGUACGGCUCCACCUACGCGUCAGAGUACCGCUAUUGGAAGGCUAUGA